Messenger RNA from Charadrius vociferus (killdeer), 1679 nucleotides. It is a transcript of the gene CDKL2, whose product is annotated as cyclin-dependent kinase-like 2 (CDC2-related kinase). Bases 18 to 1679 code for a protein of 553 amino acids. The transcript is spliced from 12 exons. Gene Ontology annotation, cellular component: nucleus. NCBI's taxonomy places the organism in Eukaryota, Metazoa, Chordata, Aves, Charadriiformes, Charadriidae. Gene Ontology annotation, biological process: protein phosphorylation. The record is from RefSeq and is a predicted model, not a curated record. Gene Ontology annotation, molecular function: cyclin-dependent protein serine/threonine kinase activity; ATP binding.
GACCUCCAGCUGCGGCCAUGGAGAAGUACCAGGUGCUGGGCCUGGUUGGGGAAGGCAGCUACGGGGUGGUGACCAAGUGCAGAAACAAGGAGAGCGGGCAGAUCGUCGCCGUCAAGAAGUUCCUGGAAAGCGAGGACGAUGCGGUGGUGAGGAAGAUCGCCGUGAGGGAAAUCAAGCUGCUGAAGCAACUCAGGCAUGAGAAUCUCGUGAACCUGCUGGAAGUGUGCAAAAAGAAGAAACGGUGGUAUCUGGUGUUUGAAUUUGUGGAUCACACGGUGCUUGAUGACCUUGAGGCAUUUCCAAACGGACUAGACUACAGCAGGGUUCGGAAAUACUUAUUUCAGAUUAUGAGAGGAAUUGCGUUUUGUCACAGUCAUAAUAUAAUACAUCGGGACAUUAAGCCAGAGAACAUACUAGUUUCCCAGUCGGGAGUUGUAAAACUAUGUGAUUUUGGAUUUGCCCGUACUUUAGCAGCUUCGGGAGAAGCUUACACAGACUACGUGGCAACCCGAUGGUACAGAGCUCCAGAGCUGCUGGUGGGAGAUACCAAGUAUGGCAAGGCUGUGGAUGUGUGGGCUAUCGGCGCUCUGAUAACAGAAAUGCUUACAGGAGAGCCCCUCUUCCCUGGAGACUCAGAUAUUGACCAGCUCUACCAUAUCACCAAGUGCCUGGGUAACUUAAUUCCAAGACACCAAGAGUUAUUCUAUAAAAAUCCCCUAUUUGCUGGCAUGAGGUUGCCUGAAGUGAAGGAGGCCGAAUCUCUGGACAAACGAUAUCCCAAGCUCUCUGCUGCGGUGUUAGAUUUGGCCAAGAAAUGUUUGCAGAUUGAUCCAGACAAAAGACCAUCCUGUGCUGAACUCUUGCAGUGCGAUUUCUUUAACAAGGAUGGAUUUGCUGAAAGAUUUGCUCAGGAGCUUAAAUUAAAGAUUCAGAAAGAUGCCAGAGACCAUCAGUUACAAAAAAAAUCAAAAAUCAGCAAAAGGGACAAAGAUGAUCUUUUAGAAGAAAGAAAAAUGCUUGGUAUCCAGGAUUUCAGCAUUGACCCGAAGAGCAGAGAUACAAAGCUAUUAAAGGCGAAGCGCUCGAAAGCUGAUGCAGAGAAAGCAAACCGAUCCUCCAACCUGAGCUCCCUCUACGACAGUGCGAUCAACCCCUUUAAAAUAAGCCCUCACACCAGCCUAAAAGAUUCCAGCAGCAGCUUGGACUAUGCCAAGAAUGCAGGCAUAGUUAUUCCUCCCAUCAACCAGAACCUUUCUCCCACUACGGUGGGGAUAGGGCCUGUGCCUGGAAACCUUAAUUACAGAGUUGAUGAGAAGAGUAAAAAAUACUUGAACCCCUUCCUAAAGCAACGGAAGCAUUCUCCAGCGGGCCAUUACAGCGUAAGCUUGACAUCGGUUACUAAUGAAAAAAACAUCCUUCAGGCAAAUAGGAAAAAAUGGGAAUUCUCCAAGGCAGAUGUGCGUUUGCCAGAACUAAAUCAUCUCCCUGAACUCAGAGGAGUGGAAGGUAGGACGUGGCAUCCCAGAUUUCUGAAGAAGGAAAAUAAACCAGUUUCAGAGUCCCGUGUCCCCUCUCUUGCUGCUAUUGACCUCCAUACCCCAAGUCUGGCCUCACAGCAGCUGUCGGGGACCUUGAUGCCCGAUGUCUCAGAAGCCAGUUUCCCCAGAGUCGACCACUAG